AUGUCCAGCUCCGACUGCCGCCCCGACUACCCGCUCAGCUCCGACUUGGUGAAGAGACUGAAGUCUGCGCUGGACGCCAGGGAUGAGGAGGCGGUGAGCACUGUGAUCUGCACUCAGGUGCGGCACGUGGACACCGUGAUCGAACUGGCCAACGACGACUGGAUGAAAGACCCCGCAGUCCAGCUGCCCCCCGGGGUGCUCCUAGGUAACCAGGACCCCUCUCCUCUUCUCCUGGACCAGGUCUCUCGGGACGCCAGCGUGGUGCUUGAGACCGACAAGGAGGAGCUGAGUGGCCUCUGGACCCUGGAGUACAAGCGUGAGCUCACGUCGCCCCUGUGCAUCGCCGCAGCCCGAGGCCACACGGCCAGCGUGCGCCACCUGCUCGGCCGCGGCGCCAACCCCGACGCCAGCCCCGGCGGCCGCGGGCCCCUGCACGAGGCCUGCCUGGGGGCCCACACGGCCUGCGCCCAGCUGCUGCUGCAGCACCGCGCCGACCCCGACCUGCUCAGCGCAGAGGGCCUGGCGCCCCUGCACCUCUGCCGCACGGCCGCCUCCCUCGGGUGCGCGCAGGCGCUGCUGGAGCACGGGGCCUCGGUGCAUCGCGUGGGCGGCGCAGGCCGGGACACACCGCUGCACGUGGCGGCGCAGCACGGCCUGGACGAGCAUGCGCGCCUCUACCUGGGCCGCGGAGCGCGCGUGGACGCGAGGAACGGCCGCGGCGAGACGGCCCUGAGCGCGGCGUGCGGCACGGCGCUGCGGCCCGACGAGCAGGAGCGCGGCCUGCGCCUGUGCGCACUGCUGCUGCGGCACGGGGCGGCGGCGAACGCGCGCGACGAGGACGAGCGCAGCCCGCUGCACAAGGCCUGCGGCCACGCGCGCCCCAGCCUGGCGCUCCUCCUGCUGCAGCACGGCGCCGACCCCGCCGCGGUGGACUACGGGGGCUCCUCGCCGCUGGCCCGCGUGCUGCAGGCGGCCUCCUGCGCGCCCCAGGCCGCGUCCGCGCGCACUGUGCAGGCGCUGCUCAACCACGGCUCCCCCACCGUGUGGCCCGACGCCUUCCCCAAGGUGCUGAAGACCUGCGCGCCGGCCCCCGCGGUGGUGGAGGUGCUGUUCAACUCCUACCCUCAGCUCCGAGUGUCCGAGUCCUGGAGGAAGGUGAUCCCUGCCGAGGUGUUUCAGGCGCACCAGCCCUUCUACCGGUCUCUCUUGGCCCUGGCCGGCAGCCCGCGCAGCCUGAAGCACCUCUGCCGCUGCGCCAUCCGCAGGCAGCUUGGCACGAAGGGCUUCCUCGCUCCCCUGUUACCCUUGCCCGAGGCCCUGCACAGCUACCUGCUGCUGGAGCCAGAGGGUGUCCUGCACUGA
Molecule: messenger RNA, 1362 nt
Organism: Molossus molossus (Pallas's mastiff bat)
Lineage: Eukaryota; Metazoa; Chordata; Mammalia; Chiroptera; Molossidae
Gene: ASB18
Product: ankyrin repeat and SOCS box containing 18
Exons: 6
Coding region: 1-1362 (453 amino acids)
Biological process (GO): intracellular signal transduction
Cellular component (GO): nucleus; cytoplasm
Molecular function (GO): protein binding
Source: RefSeq, a predicted model, not a curated record